AUGGGAGGGGCGGAGGCCGCCGUCGUGGAGGCCGCGUCGACCGCUGCGGCAGCGGAGGCCGCCGAGGGCGGGGAGGACGGGCGGAUGGAGGGGUGGCUCUACCUGAUCCGAUCCAACCGCCUAGGGCUGCAGACCUCGCGCAAGAGGUACUUCGUGCUCGAGGACUCCGCGCUCCGCUGCUUCAAGGCCGCCCCGGCGCCUUCCUCCUCCAGCUCCAAGCGCGAGGAUCCUGUUAGAAGUGCAGUAAUUGACUCUUGUAUACGUGUUACGGACAAUGGGAGAGAAAGUGUUCAUAGAAGUGUUUUUUACAUAUUCACACUCUACAAUGCCUCUAACCACUAUGAUCAGCUGAAGUUGGGUGCUAGAAGCUCAGAAGAAGCAGCAAGAUGGAUCAGGUGCUUAAUGGAGUCUGCCUUAAAGUCCCCCGGAAAAGAUGAGCAUGUUGUUGCUUGUUCACAUAGAAGGUGGCAGGCUUUCAGACUAAGCCGCCGCAGUAACCGCAUGCACUCAAUAGAUUGGACAAUAUUGUCAUCUUCUCAUAAUGAUCCAAUGGCAUCUGAUGUUAUUGCACCUUCUGCAUGGACAAUAUUUGGCUGUACAAACGGAUUACGUUUGUUUACUGAGGCAAAGGAUGGUGGCUCACGUGGGAAGUAUUGGGAUGAUCAUCCAGCUAUAAUGGCAGUUGGUGUCGUUGAUGCAAAUUCUGAGGAUAUCUUCCAGACUUUAAUGUCUCUUGGUCAAUCAAGAUCCGAGUGGGACUUCUGUCUGCGGGAAGGAAGGGUGGUUGAGCAUCUAGAUGGACAUUCAGACAUAAUCCACAAGAAAUUAAGAGGGGACUGGCUACCAUGUUUCAGGGGAAUGAGAAAGAGAGAUCUAUUACUUAGACGAUAUUGGAGGAGAGAAGAAGAUGGCACUUAUGUUAUCCUGUACCACUCUGUUUUCCACAACAGAUGCAGUCCUGAGAAAGGCUACAUCCGUGCAUGUCUUAAAAGUGGAGGAUAUGUAAUAUCACCAGUUAGCCAAGGAAGACAAUCAGUUGUGAAGCAUAUGCUUGCUAUAGACUGGAAAUUCUGGAAGUCAUAUCUCCUUACCUCAUCCGCAAAAUACAUCACCAUACGUAUGCUAGGAAGAGUAGCAGCCCUACGGGAAUUAUUCCGAGCAAAAAAUGGAAACUGCGCUUGUAUGGAAUUCUCAUCGGGUGAGCUGAUGAGGGAUAUGGGACUGCCGCAGGGUGGAAACGAGCCAACAAAAAUAGAAACGCAGUCAGCAAAUGAGUGUGAGAGACUUGAGGGUCCUGUAGAAGGACCACAGGGUGGUUCUAAGCGGCACUUAAGCAGUACUGGUUCCCUUGUUCAACUUAAUGAUGCAACGGAUGAGUUCUUUGAUGUCCCAGAUGAAUCAGAAUAUGAUCAGAGAGAAGCCAUGUGGUCUUCUGAUGAGAGCACACAUGCUGCGGACCAACGACAUGCUAAAUUAUCCAGUGCUGCUGUCUUUGUACGGAAGUUGCAUGAUCUUGCAGUUCAAAAGAGAGGGUACAUUGAUUUACAGGGAGCUGCAGAUGCUGAUAAUGGACCAUGUUACUAUGGACAUACUCUCCCAAAAGAUUCUAGCUGUACAAUGCCUUCUAGUUGGUCAAUGACAGACCCGACAACAUUUUUAAUACGGGGAGAAUCCUAUUUGCUUGAUCGUCAAAAGAUCAAAGCAGAGAAUACACUGAUGCAAAUGGUUGGUGCUGACUGGAUAAAAUCUGAUAAGCGUGAGGAUGAUCUUGCUGGUCGUCCUGGCGGACUAGUCCAGAAAUAUGCAGCACAAGGAGGCAGCAAAUUUUUCUUCAUUGUAAAUAUACAGGUUCCUGGUUCUACCACGUACAGCUUAGCUUUGUAUUAUAUGAUGGAUACCCCAUUGGAAAAGGUUCCUCUACUUGAAAGAUUUGUAAAUGGAGAUGAUACAUUCAGAAACUCAAGGUUCAAACUCAUCCCUUAUAUCUCAAAGGGAUCUUGGAUUGUGAAGCAGAGUGUGGGCAAGAAAGCUUGUUUGGUUGGUCAAGCACUAGAAAUCAAUUAUUUCCGUGGAAGCAACUAUUUGGAGCUUGGAGUUGAUAUAGGCUCGUCAACAGUGGCACGAGGUGUGGUGAGCCUUGUGCUCGGGUACUUGAACAACCUGGUGAUUGAGAUGGCCUUCUUGGUACAGGGCAACACGCAGGAAGAGCUCCCGGAGUUCCUCCUAGGCACCUGCCGACUGAAUUAUCUGGACGCCUCCAAAGCUGUAUCGCUAGACGAAUGCUGA
Molecule: messenger RNA, 2286 nt
Organism: Triticum turgidum subsp. durum (durum wheat)
Lineage: Eukaryota; Viridiplantae; Streptophyta; Magnoliopsida; Poales; Poaceae
Source: the annotation of a GenBank genome assembly